Molecule: messenger RNA, 1819 nt
Organism: Cyprinodon variegatus (sheepshead minnow)
Lineage: Eukaryota; Metazoa; Chordata; Actinopteri; Cyprinodontiformes; Cyprinodontidae
Product: relaxin-3 receptor 1-like
Exons: 1
Coding region: 396-1541 (381 amino acids)
Biological process (GO): immune response; G protein-coupled receptor signaling pathway
Cellular component (GO): membrane
Molecular function (GO): G protein-coupled receptor activity
Source: RefSeq, a predicted model, not a curated record
UUUUUACAUUCCCUUCGAAUAUGUGACGUUGCUUCCAUCACAUACUCAUUUUGGCUUUUUACGCACGGCCUGCGCGCGCAGCGCAUCCAUAUAGAGAACCUCCAAAUUGUCUUAAAUGGAAUAAUUAACAUAUAUUUUUUUUGGUUAUUCUUAACCACACCGACUUUAUUCACUGACUGACGAGGCAUUACAGUCAUUUCUAACACGGGACAGUCUAUGUCUCUCUCCUCCGGUCGACCAAUCGUGGCGCAGCAGCGCAGGGACACACCUGUAUAAAAGCGGAUUCCAGGUCAGUUGUCAGUCAGAAGAAGGCGAUGAGGAUGACAGGGCGUUGAGGGAGAGCGCAGGGUCUGCCUCAUCUGGAUGCCUUUCAGGGCAGAUGUGCGUUUUCAAAGAUGGAUGAAAUCUUCAAUCAUAGCGCAGCGCUGAACCAAAGUUCCCCUGGAGAUGACAAGUUCACUUUCGAGGACAUCGACGUCAGCGCUGAUGGCUCUCCCAUCCUGAGGAUAUUCAUCUCGGUGGUGUACUCUGUGGUGUGCGCCGUGGGCUUGGUGGGAAACCUUCUGGUGUUUUUCCUCAUGAGGGUGAGACAGGGUAGAAAAAGAUCAACCAUAAAUGUUUUCAUCACCAACUUGGCAGUUACGGACUUCCAGUUCGUCCUCACGCUGCCCUUCUGGGCCGUGGACACCGCUCUGGACUUCAGCUGGCCGUUCGGAGACGCCAUGUGCAAAAUCGUCCUGUCAGUUACCGUCAUGAACAUGUACGCCAGCGUCUUCUUUCUCACGGCGAUGAGCGUGACCCGCUACCUGUCCGUGGCUUCAGCCCUGAAGAAAAGGUCCUACAGAAGGUCACGGUGCGUGAAGUGGGUGUGCGCGGUGCUCUGGCUGGCCGCCACCGUGGCCACGGCUCCCACAGCUAUCUUCUCCACAGUGACUGUGGUCGCUGGAGAAAAGCUUUGCCUCCUCAGGUUUCCAGAGGGACACGACUGGCUCGCUCUUUACCACAUCCAGAAAAUAUUAAUAGCCUUCAUUAUUCCGAUGUUCAUAGUUUGUAUAAAUUAUCUGAUGUUGCUUCGCUUUGUGAGACGGAAAAGCAUGGACAGCAGCAACCCCAAACGUAGAUCCAAAGUCACCAAAUCUGUUGCUAUAGUCGUUUUGUCUUUCUUCUGUUGCUGGAUGCCAAAUCACGCCAUCACCUUCUGGGGGGUCUUGGUGAAAUUUAACGCGGCCAACUGGGACACAUCAUAUUACACAGUGCACACAUACGUGUUCCCGGUCACUGUCUGCUUGGCACACACAAACAGCUGCUUGAACCCGAUCCUGUAUUGCCUGAUGCGCCCGGAGAUCAGGAAGAUGCUGAGCGGCUUGUUUUGGAGAGUCUCCAGUCCCGCUAAGAGCAAAGCGUGCACGACGCGCUCCGUUACGCACGCAGAAAUCCAUGGAGUGGUACCUCUCCAAAUCAUGGACAACACGGACUACACGCUGUCCAUCAUAGACCGCAAAGGCUCUUCAAGUUCUAAGACGAUCCCAUUUACACACUGAAUGCAGCAUGGGCACAAAGCUGCUGUCUUUUUCUCCAUCAGCUGCCAUUGCUCGUGCGUAAUUCAAAACAAAUCAAUAUGCUAUUUCAUACCAUGUGUGACAACUUAAUGUGAAACCUGCUGAGCCCCUACAACUGUUUACUUGUGAAUUUUCUAUGAGAUUCAUAUUUUCGUUCUAAUGACAGAGUCUGGCUCACAGGAUAUGAGUCGGUCAUUUGCACUCUGUACUCACCAUUGAAUAUUAACUAUAUGAUUAUGUUCAUUAUGUCUAUAAUAAAG